Molecule: messenger RNA, 417 nt
Organism: Strongylus vulgaris
Lineage: Eukaryota; Metazoa; Nematoda; Chromadorea; Rhabditida; Strongylidae
Source: the annotation of a GenBank genome assembly
AUGGAGUCUGAGUGGCAGCACCGUUGUAUAGCCUAUCGCUUUGUGGCCUACUCGGCGGUCGCCUUCUCGGUGGUCGCCAUUCUUGGGGCCGCCACUACUCUCCCCAUGGUGUACAACUAUGUCCACCAUGUUCGUCGCGCCAUGCAGAGCGAACUUAGCUUCUGCAAGACCUCCGCUCGCGAAAUUUGGUCCGAAGUCAGUGGCAUGAAAGUACCUGCCAAUCGUACCGCUCGUAAUGCAUACGGAGAUGAACCAGGAACAGGAGACUGGGCCUCUGGUGGAAGUGGUGGCAGCGGAGGAACAGGUGGUGGCGGAAGCCGUCCAGGUGGUGGUGGAUGGGGAAGCGGAGGCAGCGGUGGAGGAUCAGGCGGUGGUGGAGGCCGUACAGGAGGUUGGGGAAGCGGUGGAGGCGGAGGU